Molecule: messenger RNA, 2041 nt
Organism: Drosophila ananassae
Lineage: Eukaryota; Metazoa; Arthropoda; Insecta; Diptera; Drosophilidae
Product: beta-1,4-mannosyl-glycoprotein 4-beta-N-acetylglucosaminyltransferase
Exons: 1
Coding region: 181-1596 (471 amino acids)
Biological process (GO): N-acetylglucosamine metabolic process; protein N-linked glycosylation
Cellular component (GO): membrane
Molecular function (GO): beta-1,4-mannosylglycoprotein 4-beta-N-acetylglucosaminyltransferase activity
Source: RefSeq, a predicted model, not a curated record
UACACAAAUCAGCUGAUACGGACAAUCGGAACAGCUGAGCAGCCGGGGUUAAAAAUUAUCUUUGGGCGUUAGUCGAUCCACCGAAAACUACGAAAAACUAAAAAAUAUAUUAAAGAUAUGAAGAAAUAAAAUAAGAAACUGGCAAUCCUCGAGUUGCACUUCCCAAUACACAAAGCUGGAAUGGGCCGCCGUUCUGUAACCAAGAAAUUGGUACUGUGGUCGGUGCUGGUGGUCCAGCUCUGUCUGAUUGGCUGCAUCUGGCUCCUGCAAGUGGACUACAGCCAGGAUCGGAACACUCUGGGACAGACAAGCAGCCGAGUGAACUUUGUAACCAGCAGAGAUGGCGAAGGGAAAAUAUCCCCAGACAAAGGAUCCUCUGGUGGCGACAUACAUUGUCCGCGAAGGCAGGACAACGUUAACCGCUAUGAGGCAGACUUUUACCGGAUGAAGCCGGCAGCUCUGAAUGAAACUCACCCACCGGACUACAACGUGCCUGCCUACGUAGAUGCGGAGAUGGGCCUCACAGCCAAUUUGUGGUGCUACCGCGAGGGGACCCUCAACGAGAGCCGUCAAAUCAAUUAUGUGGACUAUCUGAUGGUUUCUCCACAUUGCGAUUGUGCCAGUGGCUGGCAUGGCAGAGAUUGCGGACAACCGGAGAUCAUUUGGAGGGCUCUAAUGACUCACAGCGGAGCGAGUAAAAGGAGUGGGACGACUCCCAUCCAACUAGUUGAAGCCAGCUCCGGCUACCUGCACCGGCUAUUCUAUAUGCUGGACCUCGGAGCCUGGGAGCAUAUCAGUCUGGAGCUCUUAGAGCUCCAAAUUCAGUCCCUGUUAGACGUAGUGGACUACUUCCUCAUCUACUAUGUGAGCAAUACCACCAAACAGCGCAAUUUGAAGAACAUCCUGGGCAGCCAAACAAACUAUGUCCUCCUACAGUGCUCAUCUGCGGCGAAGUGUACUAGUUCCUUGGCUUACAGCUACUUUCGAAGACAGCUCUGGCUGCAGUGCAGCGUUCAGAUGCAAGCGCAGGACCUGCUGCUCCAUGGAGACAGCCAAACAGUUUUUGCACCAGCAGCUCUCAAGUAUCUUAAAUACUAUGCUAGAGACGUACUGCCCCUGAGGUUCAGAGUGAAGUACAACGUUUAUGGACUGUUCUGGCAGCAUCCAAACAAGACCCUCCUAAGCGGAGUGAUAAGUUCCUUGGGGCACAUGCACAGUGUCCAUGCGGAUAUCAGCCGAUUGCAGCGGCAGGCUGGCAGCCCCCUGGGUGACCUGAACCACUACGGCGGAUGGAGCUGCGAGUUUUGCCUGCCACCUGAACAAAUAAUUCUGCGUCUGCAGAGCUCCCCCCACCAGCAGUCGGCCGUAAGGCUGCCCAACGACACGCGAAAUGCGCACAUUGAUGCCACCUACAUCCAGCAAUUGAUUGGAAACGGAGUCCACAUGGAUAGCUUUACGCAGUUGCUCCGCCUGCGAGAACAGAGUGAGAAGUACUUUGCCCCAAAGGAGGCACUCCAGCACAGCAGUCGGUAUGGCCAGCUUUUGGUAAACCUCUACGAUGUAGAUGUGCUGGAGGAUCUCCAGGAUGAAGACUAGCUCUAGCAUCUCUUAUAGUUAUAGCUAUACUUUUAUUUAUUUCUAAUUUAAGUAAACUCUUAAAUGUUUAUCCCUGAGUUAUAAAAUUAGAAAUCUGCUUUUGAAACCUGCCACCUUCUCUGUUUUCGAGCAACUGAAUCCGAAAUUUAAUUUACUUUAGCAGACAGGACAAGCAGACCGUAAAAUCUGUGAUAGGAAACUACGAAAUAUGCAAGAAAUGUAUCAACUUAGCAGAGAAUUAUUCUCGAAUUGUAUAAUUACUUUUAAGAGUAAGCUUUUCACAUUUACUUUUUUAUAAUCGAAAUGAAUACAGGAAAGCUAAUUUAAUUUAAAUCAAUUAAUAAUAAAUAAAUAAUUUAUUAAGAUUGUAGAAGAAUUUGUUAACUUGCCAGAUCAGAUCAGUCAAUAUUUUUAAACAAAAAAGAAAUAUAUAUAAAAUAUGAAA